AUGGGUUUCCUCCACGAGAUCUCGCAGGCUGCGAAGAAGACGGACGCGCUGGUCCUUCUGGGUGGCUCGCUCUCGGUCGUCGCCCUCUCCUCUGUGUGCAUGCGCGUGCUGGCGCCGCGACAGCAUCCCAGAGAUCUCCAUGAAGGCGAUUGCUCCUGCUGCUCCGAGGCGGGUUCCAUGAAGCUCUGCAAGAACGGUGUUCCUGGCCGGCUCCACUACAACUACAUGCCCUGUGCUCCCGGUGUCCUGCCGGUGUCCUGCAAAGCUGAUGGCAAGCCCAUCCGGGUGCUCCUGAUUCAUGGGAUGUGGCAUGGCAGCUGGUUUUGGAGGCGGCUUCAGGACGUGCUCGCGGCUGCAGGAUUUGGCUCCUAUGCACUGCACCUGCGGUCGGGUCGCUGCCAGGGCAUCAGCAGCCACCUACUUGACAUCGAGGGUACCAUGACAGAAAUGGGCAAGUUGCAUGGUGAGAGCCACUUGGUGGUCAUCGGACACAGCCAGGGGGGGAUCUUGUCUCAAUAUCUGGUCAGAGAUGCUGGUCUGGCGGAGCGUUUUGCUGGGGCAGUCUUUGUUGGCAGUGUUCCGGCAUCCUCCCUGUACGAGUUGAUCAAGAUGAUGCCAGUGGCCAUGCAACUUGUGAAGGAGAUGGACAUCAAGUCGAUCUUCCACGGCUUGGGCUUCAUUGGUUCAGCAUACUAUCAGCUGACGGGCCGCCUGUGGUCGAGCUGGUGCAUGAGGCGGAUCUUCUUCCUUUCAUCCAACUCAGAGCCAGCUUGCAGCACGACGGUCACCGAAGGCGGAAUGGAGGAGUAUGUGCGGAGGACUGUGGUGGAGGCCUCGGCGGACGGCUUUCCCACACACUCGCACUAUUUCGACUCAGCACACUCAUUUGCCAAGAUCGGGAAAAAGCCAGUACUGGUCUUGUCAGCGGAGCAUGAUUGCAUCUAUCCACCAGCCACGAUGAAUCCGGUCUUCUUGAAAUUAUUCCCCACGGCAAGUUGCAUCGUGGCCAAAGGCCAAGCACACUGCUUUGCCGAUGCGGGCUGGGAAGACUCCUUUGCACAAACUCUGACCGGUUGGCUUUCCAAGAGUUUCAAUCGAUGA
This is a messenger RNA of Symbiodinium sp. CCMP2456, 1101 nucleotides long. NCBI's taxonomy places the organism in Eukaryota, Dinophyceae, Suessiales, Symbiodiniaceae. The record is from the annotation of a GenBank genome assembly.